CAUAUUUAAUAGAGAUGGCAUGAGUAGCAAGGAGGACCUGGCUUUCCGGUUCGCGAUAGAGAAGGUGAAUGCAAAAAUUCGAAGCGACCCUUCGCUAAAUAUGAGUAUGCUCACCUACGAUAUACAGCAUGUCAAAGGCAAUGAUACAUUUGAGGCGACGAAUAAAGUUUGUCAACAGCUUGGUGUGGGCGUGGCUGCCGUGUUUGGUCCCACCUCUCCCCACGACUCUCUAGCUGUUCAAUCUGUUUGUGACGUCAUGGACAUCCCUCACAUCCAGACACACUGGGUGCCCAAGUCCCACCUACCUGGUGAAUCUACCACGGUCACUAUCAACAUGUAUCCCUCCAAUGAUGUCAUCAGCAAAGCCAUCAGCGACCUCGUUACAGCUUUCCGCUGGAAGAGGAUAUCCAUCAUCUACGAGGAUUUUAGUGGUCUAGCCAGGUUAAAAGAUGUCUUACAACUGUCCAUGUACAAGGACACCGAGAUAACCGUCUAUUACACCAAGUCCAUGCCAUUCGGAACCAUGAUGAAGAGGAUCAAGAGUUCUGGAGCCAACCAUAUCAUCAUCGACUGUUCCAGAAGGUCAUUGCUCAUCAUGCUUGAGAAGAUGUUACAGCUUCAAAUGCUGAUUGAUUAUUACCACUACAUUAUUACACCAUUGGAUACGUUCUCGUUGGACUUAACCCGGUACAUCGGCGACAUGGUCAAUAUUACAGCACUACAGCUGGUAGACAACCAAAGUCCCGAGAAUAAACAGAUCUUGCAGGAGUAUAAGGAUUAUGCGUUGCAGAAUGGAGUAGGACCGGAAGAUGCAGGCAUGACGGCUGAGGGUGUGUUAACAUACGACGGCGUGAACCUAGUCUCCAAGGCUUUGCACCGUGCUAACCGUCAGACGACCGAUUUAGCAGUCAAGGCACUCUCGUGUGAAACCAGUCAAGCGUGGGAAACGGGUCUCACACUGUACAACGAUAUCGAAUCGACGAUGGUGUCAGGACUAACGGGGGAGGUUGAAUUCCAGGAGGGAGAGAGAUCAAAUACCGUCUUACACAUUACAUCCCUACACGAAGAUGGUAUGAUACAGGUAGGGAACUGGUCUGAACAAGAUGGAAUCGAGAUGUAUCCUAUCCAGUAUCAAUCUUCAGCAGGUUCUCGAUCUGGAAUCAACAGGACACUGGUGGUGACAACUGUACUGGAGAAGCCGUUUGUGAUGUUCAAGCAGACAGAAGAUGGUCGUACUCUAGAAGGUAAUGCAAGGUUUGAAGGAUUCUGCAUCGACCUACUACAGUUCAUCUCAGAGAAGGUUGGCUUUGAUUACAGGAUCAAACUAGUAGAAGACGGUAACUACGGAGGUCAACUGGAAAAUGGAUCUUUUGAUGGAAUGGUGGCCGAGCUUAUGGAAAGGAAAGCUGAUCUAGCCGUGGCGCCACUCACCAUCUCCUACGUACGAGAGCAAGUCAUCGACUUCUCCAAGCCCUUCAUGUAUCUAGGAGUGACCAUCUUGUACCGCGUUCCUGAACCUCAGAACCCCGGUGUCUUCUCCUUCCUCAAUCCACUGUCCUUUGACAUAUGGAUGUACAUCAUCAUGGCCUAUCUAACCGUCAGUCUCUCCUUCUUCAUGCUGGCCCGGUUCAGUCCGUACGAGUGGUACAACUCCCAUCCGAUCAACCCAGAAUACGACGCGGUCGAGAACCAGUUCACCCUGCUCAGCUGUCUCUGGUUCUCCUUUGGUGGUCUCAUGCAGCAGGGAUCCGAGCUGAACCCCAAGGCCUUCUCCACCAGGGUUCUCAGUGGCUUCUGGUGGUUCUUCUCGCUCAUCUUGGUCUCGUCUUACACUGCUAAUCUAGCUGCUUUCCUGACAGUCGAGAGGAUGGUCUCACCUAUCACCAACGCAGACGACCUUGCCAAACAGACGACUAUAGAAUACGGCACGAGGACGAGUGGAGCCACGAAUACAUUUUUCAGUCGAUCGAAAAUCCACACAUAUAAGACAAUGUGGGAGUUCAUGAGUUCGAGGCAACACGUGUUUGUGCAGACGUACAGGGAAGGCAUCGACAGGGUCCUGAACAACAAGAACUACGCUUUCCUCAUGGAAUCCACCAUGGCCGAGUACGAGGUGUCACAGCACUGUAAAAACCUCACCAUGAUCGGUGGGCUCAUGAACUCGAGGGGAUACGGUGUGGGUACACCGUUAGGUUCGAGAUAUCGAGACGAGAUCACCAAGGCUAUCCUCAAACUCCAGGAAGAGGAUGUCCUCUUGGAGCUCAAGAACAAGUGGUGGAAAUCGGGCCAGUGUGUGAGGGAUGAUAACAGUAAAGACGACGCCAGCGAGCUGGGUCUCAAGAACAUAGGAGGCAUCUUCCUCGUGCUCGUCGCCGGGCUCAUCCUCGGGAUCAUCACCGUCAUCGCAGAGUUCAUCUGGAAGUCAAAGCAAAAUGCAGAAAUUGACAAGAAAUCGCUAUGUGCAGAAAUGAUGGCUGGAAUCCGCUUCGCUUUUAGAUGUAAUGGUAAAAAGAAAGCACCACCGUCAAUGGAACAUAAAUACAUCCCUUCGCCGUACCCUACUGGCAUAAAUGGACAAAUGAUACCAAUGACUGAGACAGUUGCGUAACUGAGUAAUUUUAUGAAACAUAUGGGUUUUGAACCAACACGACGUUGAUUGAUGUCGGCGAAUGUCACGGUAUUCCUUCCUUUUAGGCUGUUUGUCAAAAUAAUUCUUUCUGAACUGACGAGAGGGCGGAAAAGCGAAGGAAACGUCAAUAGAUGGUAUGGGAAUGCAUCUGCCAUCUGUGGUAUCUCUAUCCGUGAUCUUUUUUUAUUCGUUGCUUAGCAACAGAGGGCGUGGUUCGUGGCAUCUCGGCGUAAAAGAAACACGUCAUCUAUGAACAUAGUUGAAGGAGUGUAGAAUUGGCGCCCUAAACUAUCUUCGCCGCUGAAUACAUCUCAUUGCGAUCUAAAGAUCUAAUAAAGAAGGGAAAUAAGUUUUAUAUUUAUACAUGCUUCAAACGAGAAGAUGAAAACAUAUCUUCAUGUGUUAUAAGAUGUUUUGGUGGAGUCACAGCACAUUUUAUUCUUAAGCUCAAGGAACCUUGUAUAUUCAUCACUAUUAUAAUAAUCAUGAAACAAAGCCAAAUUCAUUUAUUUAUAAAACAAUAAAACGAUGUUGUAUUACA
Lytechinus variegatus (green sea urchin) is the source of this 3170-nucleotide messenger RNA. Its product is annotated as glutamate receptor ionotropic, kainate 2-like. Gene Ontology annotation, biological process: monoatomic ion transport; synaptic transmission, glutamatergic; modulation of chemical synaptic transmission. Bases 20 to 2608 code for a protein of 862 amino acids. NCBI's taxonomy places the organism in Eukaryota, Metazoa, Echinodermata, Echinoidea, Temnopleuroida, Toxopneustidae. Gene Ontology annotation, cellular component: presynaptic membrane; postsynaptic membrane; plasma membrane. The transcript has 13 exons. The record is from RefSeq and is a predicted model, not a curated record. Gene Ontology annotation, molecular function: kainate selective glutamate receptor activity; transmitter-gated monoatomic ion channel activity involved in regulation of postsynaptic membrane potential.